AUACAUAACCUAACACAGACCAGCCAAUCGUCUAUAACAAGAUACUUCUCAAUGAUGGAAGCGGAUAUAACUCAAAAACAGGGAUGUUCACGGCCCCUGUGUCUGGAGUUUAUCUGUUCUCGUACUCAGUCGGGGCCAAAUUACUACCACAUGUGCAUCUGUCGCAGUAUGAUGUGUUCACCCGAUUGAUUGUUGAUGGAGUUCAUCAGCUGUCAGCUGUGGCAGAAAGCACAAACACCUAUGACGAUGAGCAGGGCAGUACAACUGCCAUUGUGUACGUCGAGGAGGGAACUAAAGUGUGGACCAAACAUGAAGUCAGGGGAGGUAAUAAUCUGUACUCUGAUGAAAGUGAGCGAGUAACGUCUUUCGCUGGAACAUUACUAUAUGAAAAGGAACAUGGAAUGACCUCUGCUAUCAUCGGUUGAUGGUUAAUAUACAAAGAAAUAGACAAGCUAUUUUGCCGUGCAUUGAUUGUUUUGAAUCUAC
This is a messenger RNA of Mercenaria mercenaria, 486 nucleotides long. Its product is annotated as collagen alpha-2(VIII) chain-like. Gene Ontology annotation, molecular function: protein binding. The transcript is spliced from 3 exons. Bases 84 to 425 code for a protein of 113 amino acids. Lineage: Eukaryota; Metazoa; Mollusca; Bivalvia; Venerida; Veneridae. The record is from RefSeq and is a predicted model, not a curated record.